Molecule: messenger RNA, 2060 nt
Organism: Esox lucius (northern pike)
Lineage: Eukaryota; Metazoa; Chordata; Actinopteri; Esociformes; Esocidae
Gene: ttll2
Product: tubulin tyrosine ligase-like family, member 2
Exons: 2
Coding region: 249-2060 (603 amino acids)
Biological process (GO): protein polyglutamylation; microtubule cytoskeleton organization
Cellular component (GO): cilium
Molecular function (GO): tubulin binding; tubulin-glutamic acid ligase activity
Source: RefSeq, a predicted model, not a curated record
UCUCCUAGCAACGCAGAUGAUAUUCGGGACAGCUCUGUGGCAGAUCUUCAGUUUACUGUCCAUAGCGCCCACUAGCGGCCUGGACCACACAAAAGACCAGCGGCAGACGGACGUGUGGGUCUUUCCCACUGGACUUUCUCCCCAGAACCGGACCAGAAGAAAGCUUGUGGCCCAGACAAGCUUAGCGUUACAGUCCACGAGGUGUACGAGGUUUGUUCAUUCCACCUACAUCCAGACCCUUCCCUGGUAUGGCGUCAGGGGUGUGUGACGGUGACUGUGUGCCCCUAGUUUUCCGGCUCCACGAAGGCACCCCCCAGCUGGUGAGAGAGGUGCUGUUGGAGAGAGGCUGGAAGGAGUACGAUGAGCAGGAGCAGGAGGAGGGAGACUGGAACCUCUACUGGCGCGCCUCAGCCUUCCGCAGCUCAGACUACGAUAACAUACUGCCCUGGCAGAGACUCAACCACCACCCCAAGAUGGUGGGCAUCACCCGCAAAGACUACCUGGCCAGAAACCUGAAGAGGAUGAGAGGGACAUUCGGCUCGGGUCUUUAUGACUUCAGCCCCAAUGCUUUCAUCCUCCCCAAUGAUUACCCUAGGUUUCUAGCGGAGUACACAAAGCUUAGUUUAAAGAACGGAGACAGGUCAGGAUAUUGGAUCUGCAAGCCAGUGGAUCAGUCAAGAGGCAGGGGCAUCUUUGUUUUUAAAGACCUCAAAGAUCUGGUGUACGACUGCUCUGUGAUUGUUCAGAAAUACAUUAGUAAUCCUCUCCUAAUUGCAGGGUACAAAUUUGACCUUAGAAUCUAUGUUUGCGUGAAGAGUUUUCAGCCUCUCACCAUCUAUAUGCAUCAGGAGGGAUUGGUGCGCUUUGAGAAAUACAAUUUGUCAUCUUUGGACAACCUGUAUUCCCACCUGACUAACACAAGCAUCAAUAAGUUUGGCCCCUAUUACACAACCAACAAAGAGAAAGUGGGACAGGGAUGUAAAUGGACAAUGAGUAAAUUCCGCCGCUUUCUUCACAGCCAAGGUGUCAAUGAACUGCUCUUCUGGCAAAAGAUCAACAGCAUUGUCACACUGACGCUGCUCACCAUAGCCCCAUCCAUACCAUCCCGUCCCAACUGUGUAGAGCUGCUGGGCUUCGACAUCCUCAUCGACGCCAGAUACAGGCCAUGGCUACUGGAGGUCAACUACAGCCCUGCUCUCACCCUCGACUGCCAAGCGGACGUGACGGUCAAGAAGGGAAUUCUCCACGAUCUGGUUGACCUGAUGAACUACACAUCCGUGGACAGCCUUAGACAGAGAGCAUAUUUCAAACAGAAGUACAAACGCCCCUGCUAUUUAGGCAGCCAGGCUGCACAGACCCCGAUGCUUCUGCUCCCUGAGUCUAUGUGUAAACACCAGCCAGCAAACCGGACAGGUUACAGCAACCAUUCCCCGUUUGCCCACAGUGCCAGAUACUAUCUCCCAGCAGUUGAGAUGAACCGGAUCCACUCUGGGAGGAACUUCAUAAGUCACACUGGGGGCUCGGCUCUGAGUCCGAUACAGAUCCCGCAUUCAAAGACAGCAGCUGUAGCUAGAAACAGAAAGACACGUCCAGCGCGCUCACACAUGACAGAGGCCAUCCAUUGCUCUGAGGUUACGGACGUGAAGUCAAAGUUUGGUGAGAGAGACAUGCCAACACCUGAUAGCCUUUGCAAGGACUUAAGGGAACCGGCAGUGGCGUGCUGUAAGCUACCUGCCAUUCAUAUUAAAAAGUACAAGACUCACAAACUGCCUUUGGACUGUAAAUGCCAAGACAAUUGCACUCCACCACUGAGUGUGGGUAACUUCAUACUGACAUUCCCUUUCAAUGAAGUUACUCUGAAGGCGUCCCGGGAUAAGCUCAAUGUUAAGACUGCAAUCUACGAGGUUCACAAACUCAUCAAACAGGUAGCAUCGGGAAGGAGCCAUGAAGAGAGCAGAAGGAGGGUGGGAGAUUUGGAUAUAUUUAAAGAGCAAAAUAAGUUUUGUUCUCUGUUGUGGGGACCUACAAACCCACCUCUCCUUAGUGAGUGCUAUUUUUGA